AUGUCGUACUCAGAGAAAACAAUAGAAAUUAGUUUGGAAAGCCUUUUUCAAAGUUCUUGGUUCUGGGGCAAACACUGGACAUUUUCUACCAACAACAGCAAUAAUAACGGCGAAAGUAGCCAUGGUAACAGUUAUAAUUGGCUAUUUAAUGUAUUAUUACUUUCGGUAAUGCCUCGCGCCUACUUACGAGGCACGCGACAAAAUCCCUUUCUUUUCGUGCGCGAUCUAUAUGAAUUACACGCUUUCGUUCAACUCCGUGUCAACCCAGACUAAAAGACUUGGAAGCCCUAAGACCAGUCAAGAGUAAACUGUGUUCUCUAGCUCUGCAAUAUCAUGCAGACUUGGUCUUUUGUUUACUUUUGUUUCUGCGGCAGCGGUGAAUCGUAAACAAAUUUAAGAACAGAGAAAAUUUACCAAAGAAACAAAACACUUUUCGGCAAGAAAGAAACUGUUCUCUAAGUUUGAAUUGUUGUGCCAUUUGAAGGAUUCAUCUUUCAGAAAAAAAAACUUUUUAUAGUACGGUUGAGAUUUAAUUCAAAACGAGAAUCUAGUUCGCAGGUGUAACUUAAACAAUAAGCAAUUCUGAGCUUGAACGUGUUGUUUUUAGUUUGUAUCGCUUCUUUUCGCGGCAUGUUUUAAUUGCAAGUUUUGUUUUUAACCCGACCAUUUACAAGCGCAGAAUGGACUGGUGAAUGGACUCAUUCUUUCACUGUUAUUGUAACUGCCAUCUUGUAUUGUGUUUCGGAGGUGUUACAAGGAGGUCUCGCAAAGAAAUAUACGAUGAACUAAACACAAAAAAAACAGGAUUAAGUAAACACACGGUAGCUUUUCGGUACGAAACAGAUGUACGCUCCGGCCCGCCAGAUAUACUGGUUGUACUCUUUUGUAUAAAGACACAAAAAAUGAGCAAGACUAAUAACUGUAUUGUCUUAUAGCAGCAAGCAAAAUAAAACACCGUAAUUUUCAAAACGGUCCAUGAUAUUGAACGAAUGCCAAGCUAUUUCGAAAUAUGUAUUAGAAUAAAUUACAUACUGUUGUUAACAGUACCCGAUAUUUUAGAUAUCUACACAAUGAACAUUACUUUUGUGCGUUGGUUAGCCGUGAAGCGAUGGCUACCGUUCUUCCGUUUUGGCUUGUAUAAAAUGAACACUAUAUUUUUACUUAAAGCAUUGGAGAUUUGUUGUGCUGAUUAAGUUAAACCUCUUAAACCUGCUAAACCAAAACAAAUCCCCGGGGUAGGAGCCAAAUUGCCUCUUAAAGGAAAUAAACAUGAAAUUCAUUUCGUUAACUGACUUGUCAGUUAAAAUAAUCACCUAAUAAAAUUAAUUAAGUUUUGAAAUAAAUUCAAGAAGGACAUUUGGCUGAAGCUUUAAGUAUUGAACAGGAUAAAACCGAGGUGGCGACUGAACGAGUUCAACUAGUUGCUAGAGAUCGCAUAUGUUUCCACCGUGUCUAUUCUGUAUAAGCUCAUUUUAUACUAUGUCAGUUGCUAUUAGCUAGCAGUGGUAGGAAUUUUUUUUCUCUGUCAAACGACACGCGCGGUUUUUGUUUCGCGAGCGUGUUUGUAAAGCGUGUGCUUCACGUAUUUCCAGCGAUUUAUUAGUAUUUGCAAGGGGUUUAUCACGUCUGAUUUUCAACAGCCAUUUUUUUAGUGCAGGAUAUCAGCACUAAGCCGUAAAUGACAAAAAUCAGUGACUAGUCAGCACUUUUCACAACCCUAUAAUGCAGACAAUAAACUCGACUGUGGGCCUGUGUUUCACGAUGGAUUUCUUCGAACUGAAUUUAGAGUGCAUAUAUCAAGGGUCUAUUUUUGUUCUAUGUUGUCAUUAAAGGUGAUUUAGAUGACUUAAAUUUCUAAUCCUUCCUCUGGCUUGCAAGUGUAGUAAUUUUGAAUAUAAAGAAAAAUGUAUCGUAGGGGUGAUUAUCCUUGUACAGUCAAACUCCGCUUUACGGACGCCCGCUUAAUACAUACACCUCAUUUGUACGGACAGUUUGCUUUGUCUCUGGGGAAGAGAGCUCUUAUAUUUUUCUCUAAAUUCAACCCACUUUAUACCCCUCUAUGGCCGCCUCAGUAACGAGGUUUGACUGCGCGAUUUGUGUUAGCGUAGUCGCUUCGUUUCGUAAGCACAUCGUUAGACGGUUUCUCAAAAGGUGCUCGCUCAGAGCAGAUCCCGUGCGGAAAAGGUGUACAAUACGAACGCCCGGCAAUUGGUCUCUAUUUCAUGCUUCACGGUUGCUUGUACCUUUCCUUCGUGCAGUGUUGAGUUAAGCGAGACAAGUAAAAAUUAGUGAAACUGAGCAAAUCGAAAAAGAGAUUUCGUUAAUGCGACAAAGAAAACCUUGUCCCGCAUUUCCUGCGUGACUAUCAGCCGGCUUGUGAUUGGCUGAUCCCAUAACGAAAUCACUGCGAAUUUAGCCACAGAAGACUCGACCCUUCUUAAAAUUAGAGGACUUAGAGGCGUAGCCGGUCUUUAAAUUUAUGGUUGCUUCAUUGCGGCUUCCAUUUAAAUCUCAAACAGAUAGCUGUACAUCCAUAGUACAAAGUAGCUUUGACUAACUUUUUGUGGCGGGACUCGGACCCGUCAAGGAAGAAUAACUGAAAAGUGCAUGAUUCCAAUCUUUUAGUCGCCUUACAAAACUCUUUAUCAUGCUCAAUGAUGCACUUUUUGCAAUGAUAACGUUGUUAAAAAUGAACGCAAGAGACUCAUUCGAAGAUUUUUUUGCUCUCAAGAAACUUACAACCUUGCCUACAGCUCUCUCUCUCUCUAUCUUUUUUGUCGCAACAAAAACAAAAACUAAAUUAGCUUUAGUCAUCGCAUUUGGAAUACCUGUAAUGGAAUAUAGUCGGUAAGUCUAAAUCUUUCAACAUUUUUUAAACACAGUUCGAUUAUUAGCUAAUUGUCUGCGUUGUAUGAACCUUCUUCGCGUUUAAAUUAUUUCCGUGUUAAACGAUCUUGCAUUUAAGACACAAAAGUACUAAUAAGCAAGUUAGUUAACAACUUUGAUUUGUGUGGAGCAUUUAAAUAUCAUGGUACUUCUUCACAAACUGAUAAACUGCAUAAUCAAAUGUAACAAUAACAUUCAAUAACUUAGAUAUUUUUAAAACUACAGUAAAACUAUACAGAACGUAAAAGAUCUAUUUUGGUGGAAGGUGGUUAGUGCUUUCAACACCCAUUCAGCAAAAAAUUCAACGCCUGUGAAAGAGUUGAACUAAAUGUUUGAAAGUCCCAGGGUAAAAUCUUUGGAAGGCGAUGCGGUAGAGAUUAAGGCUAGCUCUAAUUUUUGUUUCUGAUUAAGUUCUAUGACAAUGCGGCAGGAUAAUAAGCCAAGCUUGGACAAAGAAGCUUUAUCUAGAUAGGCGCCUUAUAUAUGCUAAAAACAAUUGAAUCAUCGCAAGCGUAAUUCAAAGGGGGAGACGUACAGUCUAGGACUUGGAAAAUACAAAACCAGCAGAUGAUAAACUUGUUCACUCUGGUUCGGUUGCUAAACGCUUCUUUGCUUUGCCCUUGUUAAACAGUCACAAUUAAAUGAUACUUUUUAUUGCAGUUAGACUCUAAUCGUUUCCGCUAAUUUGUGGUUUGGUAUCGGUGAUGUUACAUCACGGCUACUGUCCAAAAGUUACCAAUUAAAACAUUAUAGGCUUAGCACUUGAAAUAGUACACUAACACGAUUAUUUGACGCGUGUUUUUUUUUUUAUUUAAAGCAAAAUAAAAUACGUUAUCUUAUCGUUUUGUUUAAUUUGGUGAAUAGCUUCAAUGGAUAGUUUAAUACGGUUUUACUUAAACGGAUUUGAACUCUUUUAGCGGGUCUACAUUUUGACAAACUUUAACAAAUUAUGUCAGUCAUUUAUAUUCAGUUGUUAAUGACAGCUUGUUUUAAUGGUUUUUAAUGCCGAUGUAAACUUUCCCAGUCUCUUUUUUAUCUUUCGUAAUUAUUGGUUUAUUUCACAGUUUUACUGCAGAUGACACAACUUGGUUGACGUUAUGUCAGAGCGCCGAUUUUCCUACAAUUUAUAAUAAUUCACCAAGCUCUUGAUAUGUUAGACAGCUUUUCCCGCCAAAGGAUGGUUAAAGCGGGAAACUGCUGGCGAAUGAGACUAAUCGCAAUCAAUGCAAGGUUAUUCGAGCGGAUUGCCUUUAUCUCGAGAUCAUCUUGUGUUUGUUUAUGUUUACAACAACUAUAUUAGCAUACAUGUGGGUGAUUGUUAUGUUCUGGUAAACUCUGACGUCAUAACCACAUGUCCUGUUGAGGAUCACUUAAUUUUAGUUAUGAAAACUAGCGUUUGGUUCCGGUGCCAAACUGUUCUUUUUUACUUACUUUGUACAAUUUCCAUGUAGCGUGCUUUUUGCUUUGCUUUAAAUAGCGCAUUAAACAAGUCAGAAAACAGGUUUUUCUAUGGGACAUUUAGUGGUUUUAGGCUUUGCGUCUGAGAUCUCAGGUAAAAUGUUCAUUUUUGGCUAUUAAACUACGGUGGCCCACUAGUAGCGCCACUGCUUCACAUUUUAAAAACUCAUCUGCGUCGUGCGUUGGUUCUUCUUUUUCAUACAAGUAAUGAGCCGAUUGUUUUUAAAUUGACCUUGUCUGUGGCAAUAAGCCUUCUCCGUAGAAACACGCCUUCUCUAGUCAGCGAUUAUUUUUUUGUGAGAAGUGAGUGCUUCCGUAUCUUGUUCACGGUAUAUUCUACCGAUUCUAGUCAACAAAGUAGUUGGAAACUAAUGCAUUCUAACGUGUGCGUGAUGAAAGCACACCGGCUUUUUAGCGUAACGGACCAGUUUUGACAUAUUUCCAAUUUUCACCUUGAUACAGCUCGUAAAAAUCGCGGGGCGCCUUUUUUAUGCUCUUCAAGUUAACACCCGCUGAGCCAAAAUACUUAAACUUAGCUGGUAACUAAGCAUGCACGUGUAAGACAGCGACGAAAUAUUUAACUGAGCACCCCGUUUAGGAUAGUAACAGGAACCAAACACAGCUGAUUUAAAUCAGCACAGUACAUUUGGUACCUGCUGGCACGUGCUUUAUUUAUAAAGUUGUUUACGAGGCUAAACGGCGUUUUUUUACGCUCUGCUUGGCGUUGUGACCUUUAGCAACUACUUCUACAAGGCUCGCAUGCAUUGCUUAAGACAAUGAUUUCUGCCCUUAAAAAUAUUACUCAGUCUUAAUUGUUUCUUUUUUGUUGAGACUUUGCACUCCAGAAUUGUAGGGACGCUUUCCGUGUUUAAAUAGGAAAGUGAAAUAUGCCGAUUAACGUUUUUAUUCUACACAAAACCUUAAAUUUGAUCAUUUGACUUUGUUUGUAAAGCAAGCAGAGGAAUCAAUCGGCAAAAUGCAAAGCGCACGUGUAAACCUAUUGUUUUUGCUCGUUAACCCAGUUGUUUUGUAACGUUCUUAUCGUAUCGACGUAGCCGUCAGAGUCGCUUUUAAGCCGGUUUACUAGCCUGAGUAUCAGGCGUUUCUGGGGAAAAGGGGAAAGAUGGAAGCGAAAAAUGGAGAGAGGUGAAGGAGAGAAACUUCCUUUCUCUUCUCCCCCUCCCCCCUCCCCCAUGGGAAGGCCUGAUACUCAGGCUACCGGUUUACGCGCACCUUUUUUCGGCAUAAUGUCUGUCCGACACUCAGGUCCCGUCCACACGUAUCCGAAUGUUUUGGAAUCCGUAACUUUUUCUCUCCGGAUUCGAACUUCCGUCCACACGUAUCUGGUGAAACCGGCAUACGAAUCCGCAACUUUUUAAAUCCGCUCUUCAGAGUGUAAAUUUUUGAAUAAGAUUAUGAUUCCAGAAAAAUGGUCCUCUAAAUGUAGAUUUUUUUAAUCUGGUGAGGUAACGAGAUCGAGCCCAGUUCUUGAGAUAAAGGGGGGAGGGGGACCCGGUCUCGAAAAAAAAUUUUUCGGCCCUUCGGGCCUCAGUUUGGUCUAGAAAUAGGCGGCGGGGGUGGGGGGUGGGGGGGGGGGGGGUCACCCGGACCCGGGCCCCUCACCUGGAUCCGCCACUAUUUCUAAUUCCCCGCGGAACAAAUACUUAGGGUUAGGUGAAUCAUUCCCUUGGCCUGUCUUUAAAAUAACCUCUUUGGUAGUAUAGUAUUUUCACACGGCACAGAUCACUUGUUUUUACAAAUUAAAGUUUUGAAAUUUGUUGAAUGUUGACUUUGGUCACCUUUUAGCGGUAAAAGGGUUGACUCAUAUAGAGCUCGUGGCUAGCUACACACAAGGAGCUGUAAGGGAACCGUUCAGUGUUUUUCCCUAAAAGACAGUCCACGCGAGUGAGCGUACUGGUGCCGUCCCAUUAUCUCGUCCCCAGGCCGUACCGCAGCCUCUGAGUCUUGUAAUCUUUUUCGAUCACCGGUUAUUUUCAGUUUAGCUUCAUAAAAAGUUCAGAGAACAUGAACGAAAUUUUAUUACAUUAUAUGGAAACUAGAACCUUACCCAUUGGCGUGCUCUGAAUAAUUAUUAUUCGGACAUGAGACUAUCGCGAUAUGAUAAAAACGACCGCGCAAGGAAUUCUGUAGGUUGGAGUAGAAAAUUUUUGUGCCUAAUUUUAUGGGUCUCUCCUUUACUUUUUUUUUUUAAGCCCGGCUGGUGCAAACUUUUUUCCCUUGGUCUAUUUUUGCAUGUUCAUUAGCACACAUAUGAAAUAUUUCUUCACCGUAAAAGUGUCAUGAACCUCUUUUCUUUAGCUUUCUCUGCUGAUAAGGACUUUCCUGUGAAUGCCCCCGCCCUUAAUUAUAUUUAUUUCAUAAUAUAUUGUUAUUAUCAUAUGAUUAUAAACACUUAUCCAGAAUUGUGUGUUAAGAAAUUUACAUAUUAGCGGUAUCCGCAAAGUUAUCAGUGGCCAAUCAGGAAGUUAAUCUCUUUGCCAUUCAAAUGAGACCGUCCGGCCUCGCAACUCCUCCUGCGUAUUCAAGUAAAAAUUUCCUUGCGAAUCUUUUUUCAAUUUUUUUGCCGGGUCGCUACUUGAGAUUUUUCUCAGAUUAGUGGCUUACACACUUUAAGCGAAAUGCAAAAGCUUCGGAUACAGUCAUUUGAUGGUAAGAAACCGUCUGUAAGUGAUAAUUACGGUUAAUUUAUGCUGAAGUAAAUAUGUCAGUGAAAAAAAAAAAAACAAACAGCAACAGGCAAGUUUGUACUAAGCGCGAUUAAUUAGCUUUUCAGUAGCUUCAGACAGGGAAUGUCCCCACGCUAUUAAUGGAUAUUAGUUAUUUGAGUUAGAAGGCUUGAAAAAGAAAAUCAAACUUCAGUACAAUUGCUUCUGGAAAAACCACCUUCAGCCAUACUGAUGUAGCUCUUUCGAUUGUUUUGGAGUGACGAAGCAUGAAACGAGAUCAGCUGAAUCUUGGAUACGGGAAAACUAUACGGGAGCAUGAAAAAAAUUAAGGAGGUAGUGUGGGUCUCUGUUGAGGUUGACGAGAAACAGGCAUUCGUUAGGCUAUUUCAAUGUUGUUACGUUGUGAUGUUACUGACGAGAACGCCUUCGCAAGUUAAGAAUCGUACCAUUUGGCCUAUUCAAUCUUGGCCGUAUCUGCAGAGCGACCAAAUAAUGUUUUGAUGCGACGUGAUAGUAAUUCCUUUUUUUUAACGUAGCUGACAUGACAAAGGAGUCCCUAAGAAUUCAGCUACAAAACUUUCACCUAAAAACAUGUAAUACUGAGAUCAAAAACUUUCAUAUGAUCACUUAAUCAUUAUUUCAAAACUUCAGUGGCAUCCGUGGCAGCUGGCGAGCUUGGGUUUGUACCUUAGUAAACAUGUCUGAUAUGGUAAACUAAUACUGCAGUAGGUUUGUAUGUUGGUCACCUGAUAUUGCCUUUGCUCUCUGGACUAAAGAGAAGGGGCAGGGGCACCCAACGAGGAUAUAGUUCAAAACCACUUAACAUAGCAUUGUUGAACGUAUUUGAGUAUUCAAACGGUAGAUAUAGGCAUAUUUUUAUCCCCUAAAAACUUUUCAUCUGUUCGGAUUUCCUAGCUGAAAGUCUAGUGAUCCGAAAAUUAUAGGGAUAAAAACUUACCUUCUCGAAAACUUCAGCCAGGAAAAGGCUCCCGAAAAUUCUAGGUGGCCUUUUUUAGGGUCAAAAUCCGUUAAAAAUGGGUAAUUAUACCAUUUUGUAUAUGUUCGAAAAUCCUAGGAGAGGCAGGCAAGCAAGAAAUUUUAUAACAAACGCUCCGAAAAUUCUAGAUCUUAAAUCGUCUUCCGAACAGAUAUUUUCCCGAAAAUUGCCGUUGGGUGCCCCUGAAGGGGGGUGGAAGAGUGCUUCCUAUGAUGGCCAUUGCUGGACCUUGUUCGGCCCUUAUUACUAAAAUUUAUGGACGCGACCACUAGUACACUUCAUUCUCAGUGCUUAAUCUUGAAGUUUAAAAGCAUAUUGCGAAAAUAAGCAUCAUUCUCACAUUGUGAACACUCCCAUUUCUUCAAAGCAGUGCUAUGCUGUAGUCACGCGUUCAAUGUUAACAGCAUUAUUGCUUUAAUUUUUCACCCAUUACAGAAUCCGAAGAAGAGUCAACCAGUUAUCUUCAAAGGGAAGACUUUGUUUCCGAAAGUUCAAGUGUCUCUUACUUCGGUCUCUCCCAUGACAUCGACAAAGUUUUUUCAGGUGUGACUCGUCAUUCUAGAAGCACAAAAGAAUGUGUCGUGAAGUCUGCGUCCAACGUCCACAGCAGGUUAUCACCUGAAGUAAUUUGCUUGCCCUCAAGUUCAGUGUCAACUGUCAACAGCAGUUAUCGAGAAUCCUGUCAGUGUAGGAUCGUGGAUGCUCAACCAACAGCCAAACUUCAAGAUGUUCCUGCCACGGUGAACUGCACUUCAUGUGGCAUCCAGGUCAUCACAUGCAUUGAAUAUCGCGCGAGCAACGUGAACUGGGCGCUAGCAGGGCUGUUGUGUGCUUUUGGAUGCCAUUUGGGGUGCUGCUUACUACCUUUCUUCGUGAAGUCCGUCAUGGAUGUGGUCCAUAUAUGUCCACUAUGUAAAACGCAGUUAGGAAAGUAUUGUAAAGGAUAAAAAAAAAAAUAAAAAAGAGGUGCUUAAAGGGAACCUCCACUCUUACUACAGAAUAAGUUUAAAUCGAAUAAAAUUAUGUUGAUAAACAAAUUUGUUCGAAAUUUGUCCUUAAAAAAGUGUUUAUAUCAGGAAAAGUGAAUUUUAGAAUCGCUUAUUUUCACUUUCAAAUUUCGCGGGCGCCGCCAUCUUGAAUAAUUGUGACGUGUUAUGGUUGCCCUAUUGUUCUGACACAAAGAGCUUUUGUUUAAUAACAAUAGGGCAACCGUAACACUUCACAAUUAUUCAAGAUGGCGACGCCCGCAAAAUUUGAAAACAAAAAUAGGCGAAUCUAAAAGUUAUUUCUUUCAGAUACAAACGCUUUCUUUAAAAAUAUUUUAGAUUGACUUGACUGUAACAGUUAUUUCCUGUGAUUUAAAGUUAUCUUUUUGUUGAAGUGGAGGUUCCCUUUAAAAGUGACUAGCCACAAAAAGCAUUUAUAAGUUUAAGUGUACACCGGUCACAGUGGCGACAGCUUUCACAACAAGAACUAUCUCACUUAAAUCGAUGUACUGCACUUGUGGAAGUUCAACACAUAAUAUCACAGAAAAAUAAGUUAAUCAUGAAUUUUUAGACAUUAUCUUGCUCAGUGACUGCAGCGGAUUCCGAGGCAUAAUACACUGAAAAAGAAAAGAAUUUAAUUUGUUGGUUGAUUAUUAACAAACUCCAAGCCUAAUUUCCAUUCAGGGCCAGGGCACCUCUAUUCAAGGGACACUUGCCUUGGUCCCAAGGGUGGCCCCUAAACAACCUCGUUCCCAGGGUCUCUUAUCUUCCCGCCCAAGCGAGAGAGGAGAGUCUCUCCUCUCUCGCUUGGGCGGGAAGAUGAGAGACCCUGGGAACGAGGUUGGCCCCUAAAUAGAUGUUCCACUAGAAAAGAUUUAAUAUCACUAGCGACUCGUUCCCUGGUCCCCAUCCCUGCGUGACUUCCCUAAUUCAUUUAGGAUUAUUAUGACUAUUAUUUUUAUAUCAGUUUUUUUUUCUUUCUCGGAGAAAUUAGCUUUUACAGCUACGCUAUUAAUCCGCGGUCCAGUAAAUAUAAAGUUAAUCAUGCUUGUACCCAGACCCACUGGGCUCUACAAGUGAAGGUGCCCUGUCCUGCGGUCGUUGUGAACUGCGGUCGUCUUGCAGUAAUUUUGCGCAUGCGUAUUCUUAAGCAAUAAUCAAAAUGGCCGACUUGGUGAGUAUCUUUUUGAGUCAGUUCAACAAGCCGACAUUGCCUUUUCUUUUUCCGUCACUCAUCCUAAUGUGUUUUAAAGAUAUCUUUAAAGGCAAAGAGCGGUUUUUGACUAAUCUUAUAGCUAAGCAUGUUUACAAAGCCUUGGUCCAUCAUGCUUUCGCUCACAGUUGUGAUUUUGCAGUGUCAUGUGCGGCAGACUGUUCUGUGAAACCGUGAACAAAAAGAUGGAAAUAGCGAUCUUUAAGAUACAACCUCCUUUCAGAAAUCGUAAUAGCAUUUUUUUAAAAUUUUCCAUUGGAACUAUGCGGUUUUGAUCCCUCCCUAUGACUCGAUUCUUUAUAGUGCGUCUGUAGCUGUCGACGAAAAACUGGGUUAGUGGAAGAAGGAAAGAAAAAAACCAACUGACAGUCAUGUUUCAUAUGUCAAUCAAUGUUAAGGCCUACUUAUUCUUGGUCAAUGUAAACCAGUAACAUGUACAUCAUUACUUAUUCCAGUCUGCACUGCCAAGUAAAGUCCAGCCUGCAACUGAAGUGAGGUCAUCAGUGGGUAAUUAUGGUGUACCUGACCACAUGAGAACAGGGUAAGGUUUGAGAAUGCGCGACAUGCAAUUCUGGUAACAGUAAGAAAAAAAAUAAAACUAACUAACAAACAAAAAAUGUCUGAUUUUCCAUUUCAUAUGCCCCUGACAUAGGUUAAAUUUUAAAAACCAUCAUUGCCUUUUUCCAUCCAGUGUUUGUUUGAAAUUAUAACAGGAGGACAUAUUUAAAUUUUAUCAACAUUUCAACUUCAACUUUCUUUAACUUCCAAGAAUGUUAAAAAUAAAAAGGCAAGUAGAAGAAAAUCUCAAAUUUCUUGUUAGUGUUUUUUUUAAAAUUGUACUUGGAAAAAUAGUGCUAGAAGAUUUAAUUUGUGUAACAGCGGUAUAGAACUCCAACCAGAGUGUCAAAAACUUGGUUGGGAUAUAUUCACACUGAGAUUUGAUAUAGAUGUGCAGGGUGUUUUUGAAAUACUUGUCAGUGUUGCUGUUGUUUCUUUGACACUUUUCUUUAUUCAAUUACUUUUUUAGGUUCUCAAAUGUCAGAAGUGGGUUAACCUCAAGUCACCCUCUGGAAGCCACUGAGAAAAAUGUAAGCCACCAAUGUUUGAUUUAAACUUUCUCAAGGGUAUUACUUAACUGGUAUACCUACCUGGCGACCUGGAAGAUAUAAUUAUUUUACAAUAUUCAGUGCCUACACUCUUCUCAACAUUCGACUUUCCUCUCAAAGAUGUUUUGAUCAUGCACAGGAUUCACUGUUUAUUAUUAUUAUUAUUAUUGAAUUUGUUUAGAUGAAUUAGUUUUCUGUUUUGAUUUCAAAGUUUUUGCAAAACCAAGAGAUGCUUGACUUUAAGAUGCUCAGGAACACUCAAGGACUUCAAGCUCCAUUGAAACUACAGAUGGAACGCAGUGUUGCGUCCAAGGUAAAUGAAAAUUACUUCUUCAAGACAGCUUUUUUUAUUGUAUUUCACUGAAAAUAAUUGGUCUGUCUUCUCAAGUUUGCAUUCCAUGAUUCCUCAUGUCUCAUUUUCAAUUGCAAGGCCACAUUAAUUGGAAAGAGAUGAAACUGAUCUUUUUAUUUAUUUUGUUGAAAAGUCAUUUCUUCUGAACCAAGCAAUUGAUUUUUGUCAAAACUUUUUCAAAUGGUAGGAAGGUUAGCAUACUGAGAAAUAUAAUGAUUUUUUCUUAAUUCUGUCAACACCUUGUAAACUUACAGAUUCAACGGUUACCAUGUCUGCCAAGUUCAAUGGUUGCUUUAGAUACUCUAAUGGGUAUAGAUGAGAGUUUAGGCUUUGAAGACUUCUUGAACGGUAAUUUUAGAUAUUACAGUAAGAUUGUUUUUAAGACCUUCCCCAACAAACUGCAAUAUUUUUUUACCCUCAAAAUGGUUUUUCAUAUACUGUAAUCACUUUUUAUAGAAUUUGUAGACAGUGCUACUCAGCAGCUAUCUGAUUCAUAUUUAAACAGUCACACUUGAGAAAAAUUUAAUGAUUCCUUUAGCCUGGUUUUCACUAGCGCAUAAGCAUAAGCAUAGGACGUACACACACGCAGAAUGGCGUAUUUGACUCAAUUCUUGAUACCAGCUCUCCUCAACCCGAUGAUAAACAAGUUGGCAGACACUAUAUUGCUCUUGAUAUGUUCGCAUGAGGUCUGGGUCAAAGUGACCCAUGAUUGGUCCACGGCCUUGUGCUUGUGCUUAUGUCGACCCAGUUUUCACUCGUCAAAGCUACAACAUAAGCAUACGCACAAGCAGCAGAAGAAAAACUUGUCUGUUUUUCUUGUGCUUAUGCUUAUGCCUAUGUCCACCCAGUUUUCACUUGCUUACACAUGUGCUUGUGCUUAUGCUUAUGUGCUAGUGAAAACCAGACUUUUAAAGGCCUAGCAAGCAUUAUGACAGGAAAGUACUGCUCAGUGCCUUUCUCUUGAUUGGUCACAUCACAGAAACUAUUAGACAAGAUGUUUGAAACCCAUUUUUAUGACAAUAUUAAACAACGCACCACUGUACAUUGCAUAGACUAACAAUGUAUUUGAUCAAAAAACCUCAGUUUAUUAACAUUAAUUAACACCUGGCUGAAAAGCUAUUUUACAAACAGGUGGUCCAUUUCAUAGAAUAUCAAUGAAAUUAUCUGAAAGGGGAAGGCACAGCCUUGCUAAGGCAUAUAAAUUAGUACAAGUUUUCUAACCCUAACCCUGACCGAUUUAUGGCUGUCAGUGAACAAGGUCAUAAUAUUAUUAUCUGUUUAUGAAAGUCAAUUUGUAAAUAGUAAUGUUUUCCUGUGUUUCAGUUCAUGGCGAUUCUGAGGUUAUGUCUGAUCCACAUCUUACAAUGGAAUACAAACUUGGGCUUCAUUGA
Molecule: messenger RNA, 13076 nt
Organism: Porites lobata
Lineage: Eukaryota; Metazoa; Cnidaria; Anthozoa; Scleractinia; Poritidae
Source: the annotation of a GenBank genome assembly